UGAGCGGAGCGUCCCGGCCGCGACUUUCCCCCUUAGACUCUCUGAAGGAGGCAAUGAGCGGGCAGCCGUGGCCCUGCUGAUGACAGCGCGCCUGGGGGAUGCAGUGACCGCCGAUUGUUUGCCACCGGGAUCAUAUUUGUGUACAUCCGAGGACAACAAACAAUACGCCGCGGAUCUGGCAUAAUCCAUCAAUCGGAUGCGAGCAGAGCCAGGCCCAACUUAACUAUGGGCCCUAUACCACUUUGCAUCCUGCUUCCAGUGACGGUGCUGACUGCGGUGGUGGCUGUAACUGCUGAGGAAAACACAAUUGACGACCAAUACACCUGGCCCCAAGGGAAGGUGCCGCUGGUAAGGAAACGACGCACUGUGCCCCUCAGCAGCCCCAGCUUUGCAACUCACCCUCAACUGGAGCUGAGUGGCACCUGUGGGAUCGAGUGUCAGCGCCACAUUCCCUCGCCUUCCCUGAAUGAUUUGGAGCAGUUCCUAUCCUACGAGACGGUCUACGAGAAUGGCACACGCACGUAUACCUCCGUUUCUGUGCAUGGCCUCAAUGAAGUCACUGUCUGGUCCAGAAACACUUCAUCAAGGUCCCGUCACAAGCGGGAAGUGUACGGCACAGAUACUCGCUUCACCAUCGCUGACAAGCAGUACUCCACUAAAUAUCCCUUCUCCACCUCGGUGAAGAUAUCUACAGGGUGCUCUGGGGUGCUGGUGUCACCCAAACACGUGCUGACAGCUGCACACUGCAUCCACGAUGGAAAGGAUUAUCUAGACGGAGUUCAGAAGUUGCGUGUUGGCAUUCUGAAAGAGAAGAGCAGACGAGGAAAGGGAGGCAAAGGAAAGGGAGGGAAAGAAAGAGGCCAAAGAAGAAAAGGGGACAAAGGUAAAGAAGAAGGACUGGAAAUGGAGGAAAAGGGCGGUAGAGGAAGAGGAAAAGGCAAGAAGAUCCGGAGUCGUCGAAGUGUUGACUCUGGCAAACCUUCAUUCAAGUGGACCAGAGUCAAAAAGACCCAGGUUCCUAAGGGUUGGUUUAAAGGUGUGUCAGAUGGACUGGCUGCGGAUUACGACUACGCCGUUCUCGAGUUGAAGAGAGCCCCUAAAGUCAAUCACAUGGAUCUAGGUGUUAUACCUUCCGUUAAGAAGCUCCCUGCCGGUAGGAUCCAUUUCUCCGGCUUUGACGAUGACCGACCCGGUAACUUGGUGUACCGGUUCUGCUCUGUGUCUGAGGAAUCCAAUGACUUGUUGUAUCAGUACUGCGACGCCAAACCCGGCUCCAGCGGCUCAGGAGUUUACAUCCGCCUCAAAGAGCCGGGCAAGAAGAAGUGGAAGAGAAAGAUCAUUGGGGUUUUCUCUGGUCACCAGUGGGUUGACGUCAAUGGGGACGGGAUGCAGCAGGAUUACAAUGUGGUCGUGAGGAUAACGCCGCUCAAGUACGCGCAGAUCUGCUACUGGGUCCAUGGGGACUCAAGUGAGUGUCAGGUAGCCUAAAACAACAUGGAAACUCCCCACUUUUCUGCUUCUUACCCAUCAGCUCACACCAUAGUUCCUCCUUACAGACUUCACCUACAUUAACACAUCACCUAGUUUCACCAAGCAGAAACUAGGCGACUGCUUCUUCUUCUUCCCCUUCCCAUCUUUUACCUUGUGUGCCUCCUUAUGACUCUGCUACAGUGAUUCAAGUGAAGAAGUGGCGACAAUAGGAACUCAUCAAUGCAUCAAAGGAACUGUGGCUUGUCAGUUGUCUUUAUUUAUUUGUUUGAAAUAUAUAUGGGAAAAGAAAUCCGCUUUAAGUAUUUUAAGUCUACUUUGACAGUUUUCAAAAAUAAAUUGACCUCUAUGGUCGUAGUACAGUAAAUGGUUUAUAGUGUAAAUCACAAACACCUGCAAGGUAUUAUUAUUAAAGAAAAGGCCUCUCCACCACUGUAAGCAUAAAAUGUGGUAAUUGGCAAUAACAAGACGCCCAAAAACCAACUUAAAUACUUUAUUUAAAAAAAAGAAUGGCGUAGCUGGAGAUGGGCACCAGCAACCCUCCCGACCCCAUUAAGGGACAAGGGUGAACAGAAAAUAAAUGGAUGGAUGGAUGGAUGGAUGGAUGGAUGGAUGGAUGGAAAAAAAAGAAUGGUAUGACAAUUCAGAGAAAACAAAACAAUUAAUAAGCUGAUAAUUUGAUUUGUGUAUAUCUCGAACAUUGUAUUAGAUGUUCUGUUUGACACUUAUCUUUUAAUGAGUGUUUUUCUCCUUCUGGAUGCUUUUUAGAAGACGUUUUUUUUGUAUGAUUUGUCUCAUCCUCUUUCUUCUGUUCUUGCAGUACAGUGAAAUGUGGUUUCAUUGUUGUGCACAUAACUAUAACAGAGAAUGACGUGGUGCUAAUUUAUGGGACUGUAAUCUUUUUGUUUCCGUUCCGGAAUGACUUAGAAAAUAUUUUUGGUGGCCUAGUACUGUAACUUUAAGCUUAAGGUGAGGCUACAUGUUUGCGUUACAUUAAGACGGAACCAUUCAACAAUUUACUUGAGCUGUUUUUAUUUCUCUAUUUUAAGGGUAACAUUUUUUUUUUUAAAGUCACUUUGUUUUUAUAGAAGUAGUUUAAGAUUAAAUUUAAUAUUUCUGACUUGUUCCUGUUGCUUUUACUCCAAGGAAAUGCAAGACUGUCCUUUUAAAUACCAAAUAUCUGCAAGUAAUUAUUAGCGUUGAAGUCUACAAGCCAUUAAAACCAAGAUUUCCCUUUG
Molecule: messenger RNA, 2726 nt
Organism: Gambusia affinis (western mosquitofish)
Lineage: Eukaryota; Metazoa; Chordata; Actinopteri; Cyprinodontiformes; Poeciliidae
Gene: prss35
Product: serine protease 35
Exons: 2
Coding region: 226-1488 (420 amino acids)
Biological process (GO): proteolysis
Molecular function (GO): serine-type endopeptidase activity
Source: RefSeq, a predicted model, not a curated record